Messenger RNA from Ahaetulla prasina, 2263 nucleotides. It is a transcript of the gene SCFD1, whose product is annotated as sec1 family domain containing 1. Bases 175 to 2073 code for a protein of 632 amino acids. Gene Ontology annotation, biological process: intracellular protein transport; endoplasmic reticulum to Golgi vesicle-mediated transport. The record is from RefSeq and is a predicted model, not a curated record. The transcript is spliced from 25 exons. Gene Ontology annotation, molecular function: syntaxin binding. Gene Ontology annotation, cellular component: Golgi membrane; cytosol. NCBI's taxonomy places the organism in Eukaryota, Metazoa, Chordata, Lepidosauria, Squamata, Colubridae.
CGCAACCCUUCCGGGGCCAACAGCAUCAGCAACGACAGGUCGGCCAAGAGUUCGGCAGACUCCGCCCGCCGCGCUCCCGCAAGAACCCGCGUAGUCCUCUGGCGCGCCACGUCUGCCGGGCUGGUGAUGGCGCGGCGGUGAGGGGGGCGGAGUCGGCCCGAACACCAGGGGAAGAUGGCGGCCAGCAUCCGGGAGAAGCAGACCGGGGCUUUGAAGCGUAUGUUGAAUUUUAAUGUGCCACCUGUUAAAAACAGUACAGGUGAACCAGUAUGGAAAGUUCUUAUUUAUGACAGAUUUGGCCAAGACAUAAUAUCUCCAUUACUCUCUGUGAAAGAAUUAAGAGAUAUGGGCAUUACUUUACAUCUUCUUCUUCAUUCUGAUCGAGACCCUAUUCCUGAUGUUCCAGCAAUAUAUUUUGUAAUGCCAACAGAAGAAAAUAUUGAUAGGUUGUGCCAGGAUCUUAGAAAUCAACUUUAUGAAUCGUAUUAUUUAAAUUUUAUUUCUGCCAUUUCAAGAAGUAAACUGGAAGAUAUAGCAAAUGCUGCUCUUGGUGCCAAUGCAGUUACACAAGUUGCUAAGGUUUUUGACCAAUACCUCAAUUUCAUUACCUUGGAAGAUGACAUGUUUGUGUUAUGCAAUCAAAAUAAAGAGCUUGUUUCUUAUCAUGCCAUUAACAAACCAGACAUAACAGAUACAGAAAUGGAGACCAUUAUGGAUACAAUUGUUGACAGCCUUUUCUGUUUCUUUGUUACACUCGGAGCAAUUCCAAUAAUUAGAUGCUCAAGAGGAACAGCAGCAGAAAUGGUGGCAGUGAAAUUGGAUAAGAAACUCCGAGAGAACCUUAGAGAUGCCAGAAAUAGCCUUUUCACUGGCGACACACUUGGGGCUGGGCAAUUUAGUUUUCAGAGACCUCUUUUAGUACUUGUUGACAGAAAUAUAGAUUUGGCAACUCCUCUACAUCAUACUUGGACCUACCAAGCCUUAGUACAUGAUGUACUGGACUUUCAUUUGAACAGAGUUGUUUUGGAAGAAUCUUCAGGAAUGGAAAAUUCUGUAGCAGGUGCUAGACCAAAGAAAAAAAAUAAAAAAACAUAUGAUUUAACUGCAGCUGAUAAAUUUUGGCAGAAACAUAAAGGAAGUCCUUUUCCAGAGGUAGCAGAGUCUGUCCAGCAAGAGUUAGAAUCCUACAGAACUCAAGAGGAUGAAGUGAAGCGGCUUAAAAGUAUAAUGGGGCUGGAAGGUGAAGAUGAAGGAGCAAUAAGUAUGCUGUCUGAUAAUACAGCUAAAUUAACUUCAGCUGUUAGCUCUCUUCCGGAACUUCUAGAAAAGAAAAGACUCAUAGAUCUUCAUACAAAUGUAGCAACAGCCGUUCUGGAACAUAUAAAGACUCGGAAACUAGACGUGUAUUUUGAAUAUGAAGAAAAAAUUAUGAGCAAGUCCACAUUGGAUAAAUCACUUUUGGAUAUGAUUUCUGAUCCUGAUGCGGGAACUGCAGAAGACAAGAUGCGACUCUUUCUUAUCUAUUUCAUAAGUUCUGUACAGUUACCUUCUGAGGCAGAUUUGGAACAGUACAAAAAAGCACUAACUGAUGCUGGAUGUAACCUUAAUCCUUUAAACUACAUUAAACAAUGGAAAGCUUUUGCCAAAAUGGCUUCAGGUCCAGCUAUGUAUGGAAAUAGUGCAGCCAAGUCAUUGGGUCUUUUCUCACGCGUUAUGAAUACUGGAUCCCAGUUUGUGAUGGAAGGAGUCAAAAAUUUAGUACUAAAGCAGCAGAAUCUUCCAGCAACCCGCAUUUUAGAUAACCUUAUGGAGAUGAAGUCAAAUCCUGAGACAGAUGACUAUAGGUAUUUUGACCCUAAAAUGUUGCGAGGUAGUGACAGCUCAGUUCCACGAAACAAAAAUCCAUUUCAGGAGGCAAUUGUAUUUGUAGUUGGAGGUGGCAAUUAUAUCGAAUACCAAAACCUUGCUGAUUACAUAAAGGGCAAACAAGGUAAACAUGUCUUAUAUGGCUGCAGUGAACUCUUUAAUGCUGCUGAGUUUUUAAAACAGCUUUCCCAACUUGGACAGAAAUAGGACAGAAAAGGAACGUUUUGACGACAUUUGAAAAAGAGAUCAUGGUAGCUGAUAACAUCUUUACCUGUGCAUAUAUUUACAUUUCAAUUCAUUUAUUUGUAAUUUUUAUGAAAUAAUACUCUGUACUUAUAUAUAAUGCAUUCCACAUGCAAAACAUAUACGUCAAAUAAAUUACCAAACUUGAAUUAUG